Molecule: messenger RNA, 979 nt
Organism: Mangifera indica (mango)
Lineage: Eukaryota; Viridiplantae; Streptophyta; Magnoliopsida; Sapindales; Anacardiaceae
Product: ethylene-responsive transcription factor ERF039-like
Exons: 1
Coding region: 88-846 (252 amino acids)
Biological process (GO): regulation of DNA-templated transcription
Molecular function (GO): DNA binding; DNA-binding transcription factor activity
Source: RefSeq, a predicted model, not a curated record
UUAUUUAAUUUUCUUCAAGAAAUACAAAUUUCUUAGAGAAUCUUAAAAGCUCAAACACUUCAUUCUUCCGUUAGCUCAGCCUCUGUGAUGGGAAAGCAUAUCAAGAUAAAGAACAUUGAUGCUGAUGGCCAUAAUCAUCAACACAGUUUAUUUAUCUCAUCUUCCUCCUCCACUUCUUGCUCACCCACCAUUACUUCUUCCCUCUCCAAACACAAUUCAAAAACUCCUUCUUGGACUUGUAUUGCUAAAAAAGCUUCAAGAAAAGCAGAAGAUGAUGAAACCAGAUAUGAAGCUGACCAGAAACUACUCAAGGGUGAUGACAAUGUGAGACGCCCGCCCACCUACAGAGGAGUACGUAUGCGUAGUUGGGGCAAAUGGGUUUCUGAAAUAAGGGAACCAAGAAAAAAAUCCAGAAUAUGGCUUGGAACUUACCCUACUGCCGAAAUGGCAGCUCGAGCUCACGAUGUUGCCGCUCUAACUAUCAAAGGCCGCUCAGCUUUUCUCAAUUUCCCUGAAUUUGUCCAUCAACUUCCUCGCCCGCUCACCACCUCUCCCAAAGACAUCCAAGCUGCCGCCGCCAAAGCAGCCGCUCUCACAUUUCAAGACUCAGUGACCCCUUCAUGUACUCAAACUGAAGCCCGACCGAGCCAACCUCAGGUUCCUUCUGUUUCUCCUUCCAUUGAUAUCGAUGACGACACGUUGUUUGACCUGCCUGAUCUCUUCAUCAAUGGCGCCUCUGAUCGAAGCGACGAUGGAUUUUGCAAUUACUUAUCAUCAACAUGGCAACUUUGUGCAGUCGAUACAGGGUUCCGUCUUGACGAGCCAUUCUUGUGGGAGUAUCAGUAGAGAACCAGAAAAAAGAUUGAACCCUAGUUGGAAUCAUAUUUGGUUUGUCAAUUUCUACCUUUGUAAUAUUAUGAAAUAAUUUUCGAUCAUCAUCUGGCCGUAUAUAUACAUAGUAACUCAUUCCUUUUUACAA